Messenger RNA from Rotaria sp. Silwood2, 1323 nucleotides. The record is from the annotation of a GenBank genome assembly. NCBI's taxonomy places the organism in Eukaryota, Metazoa, Rotifera, Eurotatoria, Philodinida, Philodinidae.
AUGCAUUGUUCAUUUUGUAUUCUCUUGGUGUCAACCAUUAGUCUUAUUUCAUGUAGCCAUUCCGAUCCAGGUCACCUUAAACCAUUUGGUACUGCUGGAUCAUUAAUAAAUAUUGAAGAAAUAAAUGGAGAAUAUCCAAAUAUAUUAAAACUUUUUACAAGUUAUAUACCAAAAUUAGAACCAAUAGUUUCUCGUCAAGUAUUAAAUAAUGAUAUUCAUUAUAAUAUAUGGGAAACAGAUGAACAACUUGAAAAUGAAGUUGAUGGUUUAUCAAAAACAAAUAUUAUUGUGGAAUCAUUAAAACAACGACAACGAAUUCAAGUGAAAUUUGGAGAUUUUCUUGAUAAAUACGAAAAAGAACAUUUAUUUUUUGCUGAUAGCGUGCCUGAAAUUCUUCGUAAAUAUAUUGUCGUUCCACAACCUUUACAAUGUAAUGAAGUUUUACCUACAUUACAAUCGGCAAUUCUAGUUAUAAAUAGUAUAAAUGCAUCACCAUUAAUGUUCAAUCAAGAAUAUGAUCUUAUGCUUUGUCUUUUUCGUGGUAAUAAACGUAUGGUUCUUGUUAAUGCUAAUAAAUAUGCUGAUGUUCGUCAAAUUAUUAUUCCGGACAAUAAACAACCUCGUAGACCACCUGUUAAUCCAGAAAAGAUUGUCAUAACAGCUUUAUUAUGUUUAAGAGUUGAUUUUAAUCAAUAUCCUGAAUUAGAAAAUGUUGAUUAUUAUGUUACUAAUUUAACUGCUGGUGAUUGUUUAUUCAUUCCAAAUGGAUGGAUUUUUCAAGAACGUUCCUUAGAUAAUACAAUAUCGAUUAUAUAUAAUAUUCAUCAUAAACAAGCAUUAAAUAUUGAUGUAGAUGAAAUCAAGAGUUGUUUAACAAAGAAUACAUUUGAUUCUGCAUUUACAAUUGAUCAAAUUGAUUGGUCAACAAUGGAAAAUGAACCACAAAAUUUAAAAGAAAUCAUCAUGAAUUUGAUUAAUUCAAAAACAAAUAGUUUUGAAAAGUGGCAAGAAACAUUUUCGAAAUAUUUUUCAUUCGAUUUGGCUUCAGAUCCUGAAACAUCAGCUAUUUUUGAUGAAUUCUAUGGUAUUAUUGAUAUAGAUGGUAAUGGUGAAAUAACAACCACUGAAGUUGAACAAAUUAAUGGACAGCAUCAACAUCACAUAUCUGAUAUUCUCUAUGAAAUGAUAAAAUUGGUUCAUGAGAAACAAAAAACCGAUUCAGAAAAACCAGUUAAUAUAGAAGAUGAAGAUACACAAGAAACAUUAGAAAAUGAAGAUAUGGAUGAACAUUUACAUUUACAAAAUUUAAAAACUGAUUUAUAA